This is a messenger RNA of Laetiporus sulphureus 93-53, 1672 nucleotides long. RefSeq lists its product as uncharacterized. The transcript has a single exon. Lineage: Eukaryota; Fungi; Basidiomycota; Agaricomycetes; Polyporales; Laetiporaceae. Bases 204 to 1547 code for a protein of 447 amino acids. The record is from RefSeq and is a predicted model, not a curated record. Gene Ontology annotation, molecular function: protein binding.
UACACAUGCGAUCAUGUGUGCAGGGAUCUUGUUGAUGUCCUGCGUGAGAGAAUGUGGACGCUACGUUGUGCACAUACAGUGCCCCAACAUUCAUAUUAGGUUUCACGACGCACGUGCGACACGAGGCUUAUCAGCCGAAGGAAUAUCAGCCCAGUUCAAUCUCAAGAGGAGCAGGCGUUCUUCCCUUCCGUCCCUACUUCCUCAUGUCAGACCGCUCGAAAAUUGACCAGAAAGUCCUGCGGCCAGCCGCCUCACCCACCCAGCUACGGCGGGACCCGAAACGAGCGGCGUCCCCAUUCAACAAGAAGAGCGCCGACAUCAUCAUCCGGUCAGCAGAUUGGAUGAACUUCCACUGCCACAAGGCGGUGCUCACUCUAGCAUCGCCAGUAUUCGAAUGCAUGUUCCAUCCCCCGCAGCCGAUCGCAACCGGCGUAACAGACACCGAUUCAGCAAUAGGCGUAACAGACGUCGAUACAGCGACCGGCUUGCCGAUUAUCUGUGUCACAGAAAAUAGCACGGCGUUGGAUGGUCUUCUGCGUUUGUGUUAUCCUACGCAGAAUCCUGUCCUUCAAAGUGCGUCGGAGGUGAUAGAGUUGUUGGAAGCAGCACAGAAAUACCGAAUGGUUGAAGCGAUCCGGCACUUGGGCGAUGCGCUGAGCGAAUAUGUGGAGAAGUCUGCUUUGCAAGUCUACGCAGUUGCAUGUCGGUUCGGCAUGGAGGAGCUUGCAAGGAAGGCGGCUGCUAAGCUCAAAUCACAGGAGACGAUCACGCAGGUGCCAGAGAUGGAGCAUAUGUCCGCUGGUGCUCUCCAUCGACUUUUCCAGUUUCGCAAGCCGAAUGUGCAAGAUCCUGCUGACCGCUUCACAUUCUGUCGUCCGGCGUUAACUGAGACGCUCCAACUGGUAAAGACCACGACAGGUCCUGUCGCGGCAGAACCCUUCAUGCAUCCCUCCGCCGACAUCGUUGUGCUCUCUUCGGACGGGAUCCGAUUCCGCGUGUAUAGAAACAUCCUCGAACUUGCGUCUCCCGUCUUCGCAGAUAUGUUGAGGAAUUCUGGAGCUAGCGACGGUCAUCCCGAGCCGAGCACAGAGCUACCACUCGUCCGGGUCGCAGAGGAUGGCAGGACAGUGCAUGCGCUUUUGCAAUUGUGUUAUCCAAUGGAAGCCCCCGAUGUCGAAGGGUUCGAUGCCGCGCAUGCACUUCUUUCUGCCGUCAAGAAGUACGGGGUCACAUCCGCGUUAGCAUGGGCGAAGCGGUCGUGGGUGGAGCAGAUGAAAUCUGAUGCAUUGCGAGCUUGUUUACUCGCCAUGCAGAUGGGAUGGGAAGAUGAAACAGAGGAGGCGGUUCGGCUUCUGCCCACUAAGGACCACCAGUGGUUUCCGGAGAUGGAAAGUAUCCCAGCAUCGUACUACUUCAUGGCGUUGGAACGGCGGCGUAACCGUCCAAGAUCCCUUCCAAAUCUCUCAGUCACUAAUAUGAUCGUCACCGUGGUUGUAUUGAUGUUCAUUCUCGUGCUUUUCAGCCCGUCGACCCCAAAGCCGCAUUAGUGGGACACUGGUCUGUAAUCUGUAUCUGACAAUAUAUUAGGUGUGCCGCAUGUUCGUGGCAUUGUGCGCUUGGCUCUGGAUCACGAAACUUUUGAUACAUGAUGCAUGAUAUAUAAUAUAAAUAU